Colossoma macropomum (tambaqui) is the source of this 1926-nucleotide messenger RNA. It is a transcript of the gene adamtsl3, whose product is annotated as ADAMTS-like 3. NCBI's taxonomy places the organism in Eukaryota, Metazoa, Chordata, Actinopteri, Characiformes, Serrasalmidae. The transcript is spliced from 15 exons. Bases 232 to 1926 code for a protein of 564 amino acids. Gene Ontology annotation, cellular component: extracellular matrix. Gene Ontology annotation, biological process: extracellular matrix organization. The record is from RefSeq and is a predicted model, not a curated record. Gene Ontology annotation, molecular function: metalloendopeptidase activity.
UCUCACAGUCUGUGCACCGUCCCAGCAGCACAUCUGCCCCGCGUACACAUCUGCGCCGCGCGCACAUCUGCCCUGCUGCUGCUGUUGCUGCUGCUGCACAUCUGCAGAGCCGCUUCACCGCGCGCUUCCCUCGCAUACAAAAGAGAAGAAAAUGUGAAUCCUCUACUUCGCAGCGAAGGCUGAUAUCACAGCGUACUUCUGAGGCCUCCGGAGUGGAGCGACUUCUUAAACAUGGAGCUUUUGGUUUGGCAGAUCAGCACGGUUCUCACACUGGUGUCCUCUGGGAUUCAGGGGGUAUUGAGCGAGUCCCAGAGUGCUUACUUCCUGCCUGAAUUCGCACUGUCUCCACAAGGAAGCUUCCUGGAGGACACAACAGGAGAGCAGUACCUCACUUACCGCUAUGACGAUCAGUCAUCGAGAACCACACGCUCAGAUGAGGAGAGGGACACAGGGUGGGAUGCCUGGGGAACCUGGAGUGACUGCUCGCGCACCUGUGGGGGCGGAGCCUCCUAUUCUCUCCGCCGGUGUCUGAAUGGAGGGAAUUGUGAGGGGAGGAACAUCCGUUACAGAACGUGCAGCAACACAGACUGCCCUGCCGAGUCAGGUGACUUCAGAGCUCAGCAGUGCUCUGCCCACAAUGACAUCAAAUACCAGGGACAGACAUACGAGUGGAUUCCGGUCAGUUAUGACCCUGUCUCGCCGUGCGCUCUGAGGUGCCAGGCCCGGGGCAAAACUCUGGCAGUGGAACUCGCGCCAAAAGUGCUGGACGGCACUCGAUGCAAAGCAGACUCGCUGGACAUGUGCAUUAAUGGCAUUUGCCAGGAGGUGGGCUGUGACAGACAGCUGGGCAGCAAUGCUAAGGAGGAUAACUGCGGAGUCUGUGCAGGGGACGGCUCCACCUGUCGGCUCGUCCGAGGCCAGGCACUGCCCCAUGUUUCUCCAGAUGAACCGGUGAAGACAGUGAUUGAAGUUCAGCUGGGCAGCCGCAGCCUGCGACUAACAGCCAAGGGGCCCGAUAUGAUAGUGAUUGAAGCCCACUCACCUGGUGGACGGAGAGAGGAAUUAGCCUUCACAUCCACAGGCUCAUACACCCUGGCUAACAACACUGUGGACUACCAGAAAGGAAGCGAGAGACAAACUCUGCGCUGUCACGGGCCUCUGUCUGCAGACUUCACCAUCAAGCUGAAGUAUGCUGCUCCCAAAGACACGGUGAUGCAGUUCAUGUUCUACCAGCCCAUCCGCUACCAGUGGAGAGAGACGGACUUCUUCCCCUGCUCCGUUACCUGUGGAGGAGGCUACCAGCUGAACUCGGCCAACUGCAUGGACAUCCGCUACAACAAGACCGUCCCGGACCACCACUGCCACAGCUACCCGGAGAACAACAAGCCGAAGCCCAAGCUGAAAGAGUGCAACAUGGACCCCUGCCUCGAAAGUGACGGCUUCAAGGAGGUGAUGCCUUACGAUCAUUUCCAGCCUCUUCCACGGUGGGAGCAGAACCCCUGGACGUCGUGCUCGGUGUCGUGCGGCGGGGGCUCUCAGGAGCGCUCGGUAGUGUGUGUGGAGGAGGACAUGCAGGGGCAGCUCGUUCAGGUGGAGGAAUGGAAAUGCACACACUCCCCUCGGCCCACCAACAAACAAGCCUGCAACAACUUCCCCUGUCCUAAAUGGGUCGCAAUGGAGUGGUCUCAGUGCACAGUGACUUGUGGGCGAGGCUUGCGGUACCGUGUGGUUCUCUGCAUUGACCACAAUGGGCAGCACACUGGUGGCUGCAGCUCCAACCUCAAACCCCACAUUAAAGAGGACUGUCUGGUACCCAUCGCGUGCCACAAACCCAGAGAGAGCGUACCUGUAGAGGCCAAACUCCCUUGGCUAAAACAAGCACAAGAGCUGGAGGAGACCAAAGUGGCCACAGAGGACCCGACGUGA